Molecule: messenger RNA, 2857 nt
Organism: Stereum hirsutum FP-91666 SS1
Lineage: Eukaryota; Fungi; Basidiomycota; Agaricomycetes; Russulales; Stereaceae
Exons: 5
Coding region: 317-2632 (771 amino acids)
Source: RefSeq, a predicted model, not a curated record
GCUUUAGUAUGCUCUUGCGUGUUCUUGGAUGCUUCCACGCUGUAUCGUCUAAACAUAUCUGCUGGAUAAGCAACUGAGAUCUGAGCCUUAUGGUCCUGGUCAUGGCGAUCCCCCCUCGGGGUAAGUUCUCGAGAUGUUCGCAUGAGCUACAGGGGCUUCGUUCCUUUCAACACUCCUUCCUCGAAGAUACUCCGCUCACACGUCGACAAUAUAUACCGGACGUCCCCUCAUGCUUUUUUGCCCCUCUUCCUCGUCGAGCGGCUUCCAAUCUAUGACCCUUGCUACGACUUGUUGAGCGUCUUAUGUCUCCUCUCUGAUGGCUAGUGCGGCGUCCAAUUCCUCCUUAGCAUUUGUGUCGUCGAUGUCGAGUAGCCAGGUCCACUCUUUCAACGACUCGACCGCCCCGCCAAUUGCGCUGUCCUCAGCCAUCUCGUCCUCGUCCCCUCUUGCCUCGAUAUCCUCUGUGGCCAGUAGCCGUGCCCAGGCAUCCUCUACGGCCUCCCUUGUGCCCCCGUCUUCUACAGGAACGACAUUUGCAUCUGCAACACCUUCCUUAUCGGCAAAUCCGUCUUCCUCCACGGCUUCUUCGCCGUCUCUGGUGCUUUCUUCCGCUUCAGCCACUCCAGCUUCCACCAUCGCACAGGUUUCCUCCGUUACGAUUGUCACUUCCGCCCAAGCAAUACCGUCUGCUGUUACCAGCACUUCUACCCAAGUUUUUAGGACAUCUUCGUCUGAAGUAGCGUCUAGUCAAAUUCCCACUGCCGAAAUUUCUUCUCCCUCCGCGGCUACUUCGCCCACAGCCAGCAUGGCAAAAGCAGCGCUGAGUUCUGUGACAAAUGCCACGUCGGCGGCGGCCACAUCAUCAGUGGCGUCAGUGACAGCGUCUUCGACUUCGGAGGCGUCUACAACCCAAAAGCUGGCCGCAACCACGGAGGCUAGCUCCUCUCAAGCCACAUCCCCCGCGUUCUCCGCAUCAUCGUCUGCAGAUCCCACGCCUGCUUCCUCGUCCGCUGUCCCCUCCCCAUCUUCCUCUGCAUCCUCAUCUAAUCCUCCUGCACCGUCCUCAUCCGAUUCUCCUGCCCCCUCAUCCGACGUUGCCACUUCUUCUGCAGCUGCCUCCUCAGUUCAGUCCAGCGCAGCAGAGGCCACUCAAUCCACGGCGAGUAGCGCACGACCUCCUAGCCUGGUGGCGUCAGGUUCAUCCUCCCCAUCAGCCAGCCAGCAGAAUGGGCUCGAGGCGGCAUCUACCGGCUCAUCCGCCGCGUCUCCUGGGUCCACAGCAACAGCCUCCGGAUCGUCUUCAAACGAAGCGUCUUUUGCCUCCGCUGUCGACUCGUCUCAGGCCAUUGGAUCGCACACUGAGUUUACGACUACUAUCGCCUCAUCAGUUGUCGUCAUUCAGGAAGGGCCGAGCACCACGGCGACGAUAACGUCCACUAUCCAGCCGGAAUCGACAUUCUCAAGCCCCGUUUCGAUUGCGACUACUCUCGCCGACGGAAGAGUGUCUUCAGUUGCGCCUUCAUUUGUGACGAGUAUUGGGACUUCCACUGAACCUAAUGGUGCGACAACCACCAUUACCCGUGUUAUCGCCAAUCCGACUCGAGUGGCGAGCUUGAGCCACAAGACAUUCUUCGACAACCAUGGUGCCGUAGCAGGAGUCUUUGUCGUCGUCGGGCUCGUGGCGGCCGCUCUGGUUCUCCUCUCCGCCUGCAUGUGCCGUCGUUACCGCAAACGCCGUAACCGUGGCGGCCUCCGUCUGCAAGAACACUCUCCCAUUGCGCACGAGAAUCAAUAUUCAGACGAGUCGCCUCAGAUGUCGAUGAUCGACGGUGCCCCUCACCAGCCCCUCGACUGGGACAGAAUCCACGCCUCCGCCAAUCGUGGCGUGACCACGCAAGGCCCUGUCACAAUGCCAGCACCCACUCACUUCCCGCUCACUCCUCGUAGCACCUCUGGUUUCGACAGGGAAAUAGUGCCUCAGGAGCGUUAUCGCGGCGUAGACGAGAAUCCGUUCAGCGAUUACCACAGCAGUUCAAAUAUUGGUUUGGCUGUGACCACUUCACCUACCGAAGACGCGCCGGAACAUCACCGCUCAGAAUCUCGAGUCUCUGAGGCUCCUUCUUCGCCUUCUAUCUAUCCGCCGUCCCUCCCUGGUGACCAGGUCAAUUCGAGUCACGCGCAACCGGAGAACAUCGCUAAUCCAGGAACUUUUAUUGCCGAAAAUGGUCCGUUCGAUAUCGUCCCUCUCUCGCAGCUUGAACCUCUUCGCCACCUCGGAGCAUCGAAGGAUACAUUGCGACCUGCGACCGGCAACACUGUCAUCGAAUCUCCUUCCAGGAUCACCAGUCCGCCCCGCCCUCCACGCUCAGAACUGAGGUCGUUUGGGCCCGCAGCGCUGACUCCGCCCGCCUCUGUCUCUUCUCAUUCCCGUGGCCACACCGACAGUCCCGGUGGCAGUACUGGCUCUGAUCACAUUCCAGCGUUCCAGUUGAGCCCACUCUUCGACGAGAAACCGUUACAUCCACCUGGGCCUGUCCACGAACCCGAAGUAUUCCUGCGGCGCUCGUAUUCGAGGCGCACACCCAUGAACCACAACAUGCAUAACGACUUUGCGACGCCACCUAGCUACUAACGCGGGCAAUAGCCUAUUUAUUCAAGUUUAUUCAUCGGGUGUUCGGGAUGUAGCAUAGUGUGGCGUAUAGACGAGGUCGUUAGUCGGUGUGGUUGAGAUAGUGUGGGCAUUCACGCCACACUGUGUACUGUUAGCAUUGUGUUGUACAGAUAUCGAGUAUCCUUGCAUUUUCCUCCCUUUUCGUACGUUGUUGUUGAGACCCAACAAAAAAGCAUUCACUUGAAC